Messenger RNA from Podarcis muralis (Common wall lizard), 4343 nucleotides. The record is from RefSeq and is a predicted model, not a curated record. NCBI's taxonomy places the organism in Eukaryota, Metazoa, Chordata, Lepidosauria, Squamata, Lacertidae.
AGGGGCCGGCUCCGGAGUGCGUGAAAUUCCUGGGCUCCUCCGACAGUCUCAGGCAGAGCGCUCCGCUCUACGCAUCUCUCCUCGCACGCAACUCGCGGAGAGAGGGGCUGAGGCGCGCCAAAGCUUUCCCUCGCUCCUCGCUGCCUGCAUCGCGCGUUCCCUCAGCCUGCUUCGCAGCCCGCGUUUUUGCGCCUCCGACAACGCCCUCCCGGUCCCGCCUCGCGCUUCCCCUCCCACCACACUCUCUUGCUGAGAGAGAGAGAGAGAGAGAGGCAAGAGACACCCCUGGAUUUCUUAGCGGCCCCCCAAAGAAGGAAACAAACAAAGAGUUGGUUAAACAACCCCACUCGCUUCUCAACUACCAAGGGCCUGAUUGCCAAGAAGUGAAGAAUUAGGGGCUGGAUCAUCUUCGGUACACAAUGAAGAUUGACUUUGGCUUUUCUGUCCAAGGCGUCCCAUGUUUGAUGAGUUCACUAUCUGCCAUGCUUUGCUGCCAUCCCCAUUGCUUCUAAGAAACCACAGUUUGGAGACAGGCCAUUGACUCUCCCUCCAUCCUUCACUGAAGACAGCUGGGGUCAGCAACGCAAGGCCACAGCAGGAAACCUCAACCUUUGAAAACAAAACCCACCCGCCUUCUGAAUCCCUCGCACCAUUUCCUCUCCUUCUAGGAUAAAGGCCUCUGGAUCCUAAGGGAUAGCUGAGAUCUUUCCUUGGCAAGGAGAACUUGCCUCUCCAGUCAAGUCUUUCCUCUCUUGUGGAGUUAAACGGCUGUAGUGCCUAUUACCAGAGCCAUCCUCUCUGGUGUGAGUGGCUUUAAUUUUGUUUUUCUCGUAAGGGAGAAGAAAAGAAAGCUUCUUUCAAAAAUGGGCUUUACCUUCCGCUCUGCCUCUUUCACCCUGAAGCUGAGCUUGGUGCUGGGCUCCUUGCUCAGCCUCUGUCUUGGACUAGAGUUCAUGGGGCUCCCCAGCCAGUGGGCCCGUUACCUCCGCUGGGAUGCAAGCACAAGGAGUGACCUCAGCUUCCAGCUGAAGACCAACGUCUCAGCUGGGCUGCUUCUCUACUUUGACGAUGGCGGUGUCUGUGACUUCCUCUGUUUGUCCCUGGUGGAUGGGCGCAUUCAGCUCCGGUUCAGCGUGGACUGUGCUGAGGCCACAGUUGUCACGGAUAAGCAGGUCAAUGACAGCAACCUGCACUUCUUGAUGGUUAGCCGCAACCACCUCCGGACUGUUCUUGUGCUGGACGGGGAAGCCAAACCUGGUGAAGUGCGCCCUCAGCGCCAGUACAUGAAUAUUGUCAGCGACCUCUUUGUGGGAGGUGUCCCGUCAGACAUCCGCCCUGCUGCCUUGACCCUCGACAGUGUCCUGAGUGAGCCACCGUUUAAAGGAUUUAUCUUGGACCUGAAAUACGGCAAUUCAGAACCCCAACUCUUGGGCCACCAGGGGGUCCGCCUGGACAUGGAAGGGCUAUGUACAGAGAACCCUUGUGAGAAUGGUGGAACUUGCUUUCUCCUGGAUGGCGAGCCACAGUGCGAUUGCUCAGCCACUGGAUACAUUGGGAAACUCUGUUCUGAAGAUGUCAAUCGUGUUCCAGGCCUUUCACACCUGAUGAUGGGUGAACAAGGUAGAAGUAAAGCAAGGGACGAGAAUGUAGCCACCUUCCGUGGUUCCGAAUACCUUUGCUAUGACCUCUCUCAGAACCCCAUUCAGAGCAGCAGCGAUGAGAUCACACUCUCCUUCAAGACGUGGCAGCGCAAUGGGCUUAUCCUACACACGGGCAAGUCGGCCGAUUACGUCAACUUGGCUCUGAAAGACGGCGCGGUCUCAUUGAUCAUUAACCUGGGGUCCGGAGCCUUUGAGGCCAUUGUGGAGCCAGUCAGUGGCAAAUUUAAUGACAACCAUUGGCACGACGUUAAAGUGACGCGCAACCUGCGGCAGCACUCAGGCAUUGGACACGCUAUGGUGACAAUCUCUGUGGAUGGAAUCCUCACCACCACGGGCUACACACAAGAGGACUAUACCAUGCUAGGCUCAGACGACUUCUUCUACGUAGGUGGGAGCCCCAGUACAGCUGAUUUGCCUGGUUCGCCUAUCAGCAAUAACUUCAUGGGCUGCCUCAAAGAGGUUGUUUAUAAGAAUAACGACAUCCGUCUGGAGCUGUCUCGCUUGGCGAGGAUUGGUGACACAAAAAUGAAAAUCUAUGGGGAGGUGAAGUUCAUGUGUGAGAACGUGGCCACACUGGACCCCAUCAAUUUUGAGACACCCGAGGCCUACAUUAGCCUGCCUAAGUGGAACACCAAGCGCAUGGGGUCCAUCUCCUUUGACUUCCGCACCACAGAGCCAAAUGGUCUUAUACUCUUUACCCACGGUAAGCCCCAGGAGAGGAAGGAUUCCAGGAGCCAGAAGAACACCAAAGUGGACUUCUUUGCAGUGGAACUCUUGGAUGGGAACCUCUACCUACUUCUCGACAUGGGCUCUGGAACAGUCAAAGUGAAGGCCACUCAGAGGAAAGCGAAUGAUGGAGAAUGGUAUCACGUUGAUAUUCAGAGAGAUGGCAGAUCAGGCACCAUAUCGGUGAACAGCAGACGGACACCCUUCACUGCUAGCGGGGAGAGUGAGAUCUUGGAUCUGGAAGGGGACAUGUAUCUGGGCGGACUGCCUGAAAACCGGGCAGGCCUCGUCCUCCCUACUGAGCUCUGGACAGCCAUGUUGAACUAUGGCUAUGUGGGCUGCAUCCGAGAUCUCUUCAUCGAUGGGCGGAGCAAGAACAUCCGGCAGCUGGCGGAACAGCAGAACGCUGCCGGGGUCAAAUCAUCCUGCAGUCGGCACAACACCAAGCAGUGCGACAGCUAUCCCUGUAAGAACAAUGCUGUUUGCAAAGAUGGCUGGAACCGCUUCAUCUGUGACUGCACUGGCACUGGCUACUGGGGGAGAACGUGUGAGCGGGAGGCAUCGAUUCUGAGUUAUGAUGGCAGCAUGUACAUGAAGAUCAUUAUGCCGAUGGUCAUGCACACAGAGGCAGAGGAUGUGUCCUUCCGCUUUAUGUCUCAGCGGGCUUACGGGCUCCUGAUGGCCACCACAUCCCGUGAUUCAGCCGAUACCUUGCGGCUAGAGCUGGAUGGAGGCCGUGUCAAACUCAUGGUCAAUCUAGACUGUAUCAGGAUAAACUGUAACGCCAGUAAAGGACCUGAGACGCUUUAUGCUGGGCAGAAACUCAAUGACAAUGAAUGGCACACAGUCCGUGUGGUACGUCGGGGAAAGAGUCUCAAGCUGACAGUGGAUGAUGAUGUUGCCGAAGGUACUAUGGUUGGUGACCACACCCGCUUGGAAUUCCACAAUAUUGAGACUGGGAUAAUGACAGAGAAGCGUUACAUCUCUGUCAUUCCCUCCAGCUUCAUUGGCCACCUCCAGAGCCUCAUGUUCAAUGGCCUUCUCUACAUUGACUUGUGCAAGAAUGGUGACAUUGAUUACUGUGAACUGAAAGCCCGCUUUGGGCUGCGCAACAUCAUUGCGGACCCUGUCACCUUCAAGACCAAGAGCAGCUACUUGAGUUUGGCAACUUUGCAGGCCUACACCUCCAUGCACCUCUUCUUCCAGUUCAAGACAACCUCUGCUGAUGGCUUCAUCCUUUUCAACAGUGGUGAUGGAAAUGAUUUCAUUGCAGUUGAGCUGGUCAAGGGGUAUAUACACUACGUGUUUGACCUUGGGAACGGACCUAAUGUCAUCAAAGGCAAUAGUGACCGGCCUUUGAAUGACAACCAGUGGCACAAUGUAGUCAUCUCCCGAGACAACAGCAACACCCACAGCCUAAAAGUGGACACCAGGGUUGUUACUCAGGUCAUCAAUGGUGCCAAAAACCUUGACCUUAAGGGUGAUCUUUACAUUGCUGGCCUGGUUCAAGGAAUGUACAGCAACCUCCCCAAGUUGGUAGCAUCUCGCGAUGGGUUUCAAGGCUGCCUGGCAUCGGUGGACUUGAACGGGCGCCUGCCAGAUCUUAUUAACGAUGCUCUUCACCGCAGCGGGCAGAUUGAGCGCGGAUGUGAAGUUGAGUUGACCAAAGCUGACCUGCAAGGACCAAGCACCACUUGCCAAGAAGACUCCUGUGCCAACCAAGGCAUCUGCAUCCAGCAAUGGGAAGGCUUCAUUUGUGACUGUUCCAUGACUUCCUACUCUGGGAACCAGUGCAAUGAUCGUGAGUGUCACUUGUUGGUAGACUUUGGCAGUAGUAGCCAGUGUGGUCGAUAUGCACUGUGGAACUGCUCCCCUGACACCAGCAUCAGUGAAACUGUCAUAGACAGUGUUGGAGUGAUGGGCAGUUUGGAUGCUCUGGUGGGAGUGCCUGUUUAG